Molecule: messenger RNA, 615 nt
Organism: Sclerotinia sclerotiorum 1980 UF-70
Lineage: Eukaryota; Fungi; Ascomycota; Leotiomycetes; Helotiales; Sclerotiniaceae
Exons: 2
Coding region: 1-615 (204 amino acids)
Source: RefSeq, a predicted model, not a curated record
AUGGCUUCCUGGCGCGAUGACUAUGUUAAAGCUUUGCAAGAACGCGACGAGCGAGAAGAAGCUAGCUAUCAGCGAUUUGAUCGUCAGUUCAUAGAAGCUUAUACUCAGCUUCUCGACAGAGCUUCCGCCCAAACAGCGGCAGCAGCUGUUCACGACACUCCAUCGUCCCUCUCUUCUUCUUCGACAUCCCAGAAAAUAACCUCCAAAAAUCCAAAACAAACUCAGCCCACUUCAUCUUCCGAGAUCCUCCAGCUUCGCGCUUCCCUGGCCGAAGCACUCCGUUCCUCUUCGCACUUCCAAUCGCGCCUGAAAAACGCUGAAAGCUCUCUUCAAGCUCUCCGUACUAAAAGCAUUUCAGAAUCAAAACAAAUCGAAGCUUUGACGCGAGAACGAAAUAUCAUGGAGAGGAAGAUUAGGGAUAGAGAUGAGGAGUUGAAGGCCAAGACUAAGGGGUAUCAUGAUGUGCAGGACGAGAUGAUAUCUCUCAAUUUGCAGCUUAAUAUAGCAGAGCAGAAUGAGAAGAGAUUAAAGGCGGAAAAUAAAGAGUUGAUUGAUAGGUGGAUGGCUCAAAAGGGGAGGGAAGCGGAUGAAAUGAAUAGAACGUUUGGGACCUAA